AUGAGCACCACCGAGAAGCGGAAGUUUACCAGCCGCGAAGACAUGCAGAAGCAUGUCAACGGUCUUGUUGCAUCUGGUGCUAUCGUCGUUGGUCCCAGAAAGCGGCUCAGGAUUGGAGACGACGGUCUUCUCCAAGUCAUUGAUCCUGCUCGAUCCCCAAUGCUCAUGCCCUAUUCUGACGCUCGGAAGAGACUGAUUAAUGUCAUCAACUACCUGGAGUCUCCGGCCGGUCCCAAGUCUGUCGACUGGUGUAAUGCUCUCAACAAACUUCAGUUGCUCGACAGCAAGGAUGAGCGCGACGGCCAGCUGGAUAUCCGCGCUUGGAAGAUAUGCGCAGCGGCCCAUAAGGAGGCCAUCGAUGACCUCACUUACAUGGAUUUGCUAAAGAAUGCCUUCCCUGAUAAACAUGGCUAUGAUGACUGGGAAUUUACAGACAACAAUCACACUGUCAUUGAGUUCGCACAGCGGGCUUGUCGUCUGCUUGGUAUUUCCAGCUCUGGUGAAUACAGAGAGGAGGCCUGGGAUGAUGGUUUGGCCGAGGAGAUGUUGGAGAAAGAUCUGGAAGCGUACCGACUCGUCGACAGAUUCUUUAAGCUCCUCGUCGAGUUUGACAAGAGUGACUGGGCUUUCUGUGAGUACCCAUAUGGUUCAAAGGUCAGAAAAUACAUGAAGAGCUUCCGAGAACUGCAGCCGAUCAAGGCACUCGACGCGGUCAUGGAAAACGAGCAUUUUCUUAUCCUCGAGCGCAAGGCAAAAACGGCCAAACGGGCCCAAGCCAGCCAGGCCGCGCUGGUCCCACGCAAACAGCCCAGAGAGCAGGAGCAAAAUGAUGCUUCAGACUGA
This is a messenger RNA of Fusarium vanettenii 77-13-4, 843 nucleotides long. RefSeq lists its product as uncharacterized. NCBI's taxonomy places the organism in Eukaryota, Fungi, Ascomycota, Sordariomycetes, Hypocreales, Nectriaceae. The transcript has a single exon. Bases 1 to 843 code for a protein of 280 amino acids. The record is from RefSeq and is a predicted model, not a curated record.